Macadamia integrifolia is the source of this 723-nucleotide messenger RNA. Its product is annotated as probable calcium-binding protein CML45. NCBI's taxonomy places the organism in Eukaryota, Viridiplantae, Streptophyta, Magnoliopsida, Proteales, Proteaceae. The transcript has a single exon. Bases 42 to 632 code for a protein of 196 amino acids. Gene Ontology annotation, molecular function: calcium ion binding. The record is from RefSeq and is a predicted model, not a curated record.
AUUCUUGAUUGAUCUCUCUCAGUAAUCUAUACCAUCCAGUAAUGGCGAAUAAGGUCGUUUCCUCUGCUUUAGCAUUAGCUAGAUUUGUUGGGUUCUCAAUGUUUCAGAGAAUUCUCAUCUGGGUCUUUAGAAUUCAGUGGUUCUACUCAAGUUUUCUUUCUCUUCUCCAAUCCAAACAUGAUUUUGUAAUUGAAAAAUCAAAGGGUUCAAAGGUUUUGGCUGAGAUGACAAACCAGAAUCAUGAAUGCUCGGGAAGGUGGCUUUACUUCCAAGAAGAGACAGAUGAUGGGAAACUUUGCAGGGGAGAGGUGGAGACUGUGAUGGAGAAUUUGGGAAUCUUUAUUAAAAAAGAUGAGGAAAAGCUCCAGGAGAAAUUGGGUUUGGAAGAGCUUUCAGCCCUGUUCGAGGAGGAGCCCAGCAUUGAGGAGGUGAAGGAAGCGUUUGAAGUGUUUGAUGAGAACAAAGAUGGGUUCAUAGAUGCAAGGGAGUUGCAGAGAGUACUCUGUGGUUUGGGCUUUGUGGAAGGGUCAAAGAUGCAGGAUUGCAGAUGGAUGAUUAGAGCUUUCGACAUGAAUGGAGAUGGGAAGAUAGAUUUUGGCGAAUUUGUGAAGUUUAUGGAAAACAGCUUCUAAUGAAUUAUAUUAUUUUGUACAAUAGAGAACCCAACUUGAUUCAAAAAAAAUUUUUUUUUUUGGUUCAAAAAAGAAAUCAAUGUUGAUUCGA